Molecule: messenger RNA, 1650 nt
Organism: Rotaria sp. Silwood1
Lineage: Eukaryota; Metazoa; Rotifera; Eurotatoria; Philodinida; Philodinidae
Source: the annotation of a GenBank genome assembly
AUGUCGAUAACUUCGAUCGAAAAUUUCUCUAAUGAAGUUUUUAACGAGAUUUUCGAAUAUCUCGAUGGUUGUGAAAUAUAUAAAGCAUUUUCAAAUCUUAAUUAUCGUUUUCAACAACUUCUUUAUUCUUCAUCUCUUCUUUACAAAAUUAAUUUACAUCGUACAACAUCUAACGAAUUAUAUCUAAAUAUUUAUAAACAACUUCUACUUAAUCACAAACACCAAAUACUUGCAUUUCAUAUAUGGUCACCAUUACAAAAAAGUGAAUUUUUUUCAUCAUUUUCAAUCGACGCAUCAUUUAAUCGUCUUGAAUCCAUUGUGAUUAAUGAACUUCCAUCAGCUAUACUAAUUUCACUUCUUACUAAUUUAUCUUCUUUACCUCGUCUUUUCUCAUUAACCAUCGAUGCACGAUGGGCGUUAAGAGAUUUGAGUGAAGUUUAUCGAUUAAUUUUUACUUUAUCAAAAUUGAAAUAUAUUAAAUGUUCAGCAGAAUCAACCACUAUAUCUAAUUCAUUGCCAAUUGCUACCAAUGAACAAUUCAGUACUAUUGAAUAUUUUAUUAUUAAUCAUGAUUGUGGUUUUAAUGAACUUUGUACUUUAAUAUCUUAUACACCUCAACUUUGUCAUUUAAAUUUGAUGAAUUUAUCUAAAAGUCAUUCAAACAAUGAAAUUAUAUUGCCAGUCAGUUUUUCUAAUUUGACAUAUCUUUCAAUAGAAAUGGCUUAUAUAACAUUUGAUGAAUUAGAAAUGUUCAUUAUAGAAACGGAAUGUAAUUUGAAAGUUUUACGUAUUAUUACAUUUUUUGCGGAUCAAAAUUAUCUUGAUGGUGAUCGAUGGGAAGAAUUAAUUUCAAAUUAUUUGCUUGAAUUAGAAGAAUUUUAUUUAGAAUAUUAUCAAGAUAUUGAUCCUGAAUCUGGAUCUUUAACAGAUUUUGAACCUCCUAAUCAAUUUAAUUCAUCAUUUUGGAUUGAACGAAAAUGGGUACUCGAAGUUGAAAUGGAUUCCUUUGCUUAUAUUUAUUCAAUUCGUUCAUAUAAAGAAAGAUGGUAUGAUGUCAAUUCUUCUAUUGAACUCUCAAAUUCUACUCGACUUAUACUUACGGAUCUUCCUCAUGAUGAAUAUAUAAUGAUAUUGAAUUUAAUUAUUCGUGAUCUUUUAGCAAUGACACAGAUUUAUCAUUUAGAAAUUUCUAAAAAAACCAUCUAUUCUGAUAUAUUAAUCGAAAUAAUAUAUAAAUUAUCUGCACUUGAUACAUUAAAAAUUACUUCUUUGAUAUUAUCACAAUCUAAAUGUUUAUUUAUUGAAAAUAAGAAUCUUCGUCUUGUAUCAAAUAAAAAUAAUAUUAAAAAAGUUUAUUUAGAAAAAAUGUUGACAAUGGAAGAAGUUUAUUUUCUUAUUAGACUUUGUCCUCGUAUGACAUAUCUCAAAAUAGAUUUUAUAAAUGAUAUGAAUAUUGAAUUAUUCGUUAAAGAUAUUCUAAAGAAAAUUCAUAAUGAUUGUAAUCAAUAUCUUCGUUCAUUAUGUAUUCAUAAUCCAACAGCAGAUGAUGAUAUCAUUCAAAAAUUAGAAGAAAUGAUUAAUCGUGAGAAAUUACUUCAUCAUUUUACAAUAAAAUGUAUAGCUGACAAUAUCUAUUUGCAAUGGAAAUAA